AAUUAAGAAAAAACAUUUUUAACAAAGAAAAACCUGACCUGACAUCAAUGAUAAAAAAAAAAAAAAAAGGUGCUCCAGCAUUUUAAAAAGGACGAGUAGGACGAAAGGAUAUUAGCACUAAUAUGUGGAAUUGAAUAAGUUUUAAUUGCACAAAUUUGGAAAGAUCCGGAAUCCAAUCUGCGUUUACUUGGAAACUUUGAAGUCGGAAGACAUCUGGGAACAGAGAAACAAGCUUUUCCACUUCCAUUAACGAAAGAUAGAAGCCUUCAAAAGACAUCAUCUGGAGAUGGACUUCCAAGAUCAAUAUUGACUGAUCAAAUUCAGAGUAAAAGAGCAACUGGAAAUGAAAUUUGUGAAAAUUUGGAAGGAAGAAGAACCCUGAAUCUGGAACCAGCAGGAAGCAAAUAUGGAAAGUUAUCAGGAGCUUCACUUUAAUCCUUCCAUGGAGGGAAUGGCUACCACCACCUUCAACAACCAUCAUCAGAGUUCGAACUCAAUGGAAGACCAAGACACUGAAUAUACAGCUCCUCCUUUUUUCUCUUCAUUCACAUCUUAUGAUCCUCAUUCAUCCGGUGCACCCAUUCAAAUUCCUCAGUUUAACACAAAUGUUGCCCGAACUAGUCAUCCAUAUAGCAAUAAUUUGGUCAGCCCUUUAAAUCAAAAUCCUCCACCAACGACCUUUUCAUCCCCUAAAAUUAUCUCUUUUGGAAUCGAAACAUCAACUAAAAAGGAAGAGAUUAGCUACAACCUCAGUUCAGCAUGCACAAAUCAAAGGGCCUUUUUUCCAUGUGAUCAUCAAGACAUGAAAUUCCAUGAGAUCAUGCAUGGAAAUUGUAAUGUUUAUUUGUUAGAAAACGAGGGUGAAGGAUACAAUGUUGGGAAAAAUCGAGUCUUGAAGAGAAGCCGCGAGCAGGCAACGUACCAUGCUGCGACAGAAAGAAAGCGUAGGGUAGCACUGAGGGAGCGGUUCAUUGCACUUUCAAAGAUUGUCCCUGGCAUCAGGAAGCUGGACAACAGUACUAUCCUUGAAGGCGCGAAUAAACACAUCAAAGAGCUUCAAGAACGAGUCAAGAUUCUAGAAGAAGGGAUCAACAACAAGACCAUAACACUAAUAUCUCAUGUGGAAGAUGGUGAAGAACAACAAUAUGGUGUGAGCCCUAAUGUGACUACCAUUGAAGAAGAUAUGUUGCCCGAGAUCAAAGUCACUGUGUUGGAGAAAGAUGUGCUUGUAAAGAUUCUAUGCCACAAAAGAUUCCAAAACUGCGUCUCAAAUAUGUCCGAGGAGCUGAAAAAACUACAUCUUACCAUCUUCCACACCAGUGUUCUUCAUUUCGGAGGUUGUGCCAUUGACAUUACUUUCGGUGCCAAGGUGGAAACCCAAUUCUCUAAUACGGUGCAUGAUAUCGUGAAAUGUCUUCGCGUGGUAGUGUCUGAAGCGCAAACUACCUAUAGUUGACAUUUGAAAUUGUAAUCUUUACGUCCAAAAAUAAGAAUGAUGUUUAUUUAUCGAGUUAAUUAUGAUGAUACGAUGGACACGAUUCUGAUUUUGGGAUAAGAAGACUAAUUUUUAUUUUUAUUUUUUUGUGUAAUCAAAUGAACAAGUAAAGGAAUUUACGUUGUAAAGUGCAGUUAU
Oldenlandia corymbosa var. corymbosa is the source of this 1633-nucleotide messenger RNA. NCBI's taxonomy places the organism in Eukaryota, Viridiplantae, Streptophyta, Magnoliopsida, Gentianales, Rubiaceae. The record is from the annotation of a GenBank genome assembly.